Messenger RNA from Suhomyces tanzawaensis NRRL Y-17324, 597 nucleotides. RefSeq lists its product as uncharacterized. Lineage: Eukaryota; Fungi; Ascomycota; Pichiomycetes; Serinales; Debaryomycetaceae. The transcript has a single exon. The annotation marks the transcript as partial. Gene Ontology annotation, cellular component: mitochondrion. The record is from RefSeq and is a predicted model, not a curated record.
AAGUAUGACUACUACGACCUAGUUCUUAGAACACCAACCCAUCCUGCACAUCCAAUAGAGGCAAGUUUGAUGACUCCUAGUGAGCUUACAACGUUGAAGAAGCAUACGAAAACCAGAUUUGAAGGAAACUAUCACAUUGAUACUACCCUUACCCCAGAGCAGAGAAUUGAAAAGGUUUUUGGUGGACGGAUCAAGGGAGAAGCACCAAAAUCAUCGAGUAGAAUCUUACGAGGCAAGCCCAGGGUGAUUGCGGGUGUUACGGUGCCUGCUAGACCAGAUGAGCCUGACAACUGUUGCAUGAGUGGAUGUAUAAACUGUGUGUGGGAGUUAUUUGAGGAGGACCUCAAAGAUUGGAACGAGAAGAGAACCAUUGCAGCAAAAGCAUUGGUCGAAAAAGGUGGCCGUUGGCCCGAAGAUUUCUAUGCCCCAGUUCAAAAGUUGCCUCGUGAUAAUCUACCCUUGUCGUUGGCCAAAAAAGAUGAUGCCGAGCUCUAUGGAGACUCUUCUGAUAAGGCAGCUGAAGAUGAGUCUUGGGGAAAUGUGCCAAUGAGUUUCAGAGUAUUUGCUGAGUUGGAAAAGAAGAUGAAGGCCAAGAAG